This is a messenger RNA of Solea senegalensis (Senegalese sole), 3431 nucleotides long. Its product is annotated as zinc finger protein 345-like. The transcript has 9 exons. Lineage: Eukaryota; Metazoa; Chordata; Actinopteri; Pleuronectiformes; Soleidae. Gene Ontology annotation, biological process: regulation of transcription by RNA polymerase II. The record is from RefSeq and is a predicted model, not a curated record. Bases 165 to 3227 code for a protein of 1020 amino acids. Gene Ontology annotation, molecular function: DNA-binding transcription factor activity; RNA polymerase II cis-regulatory region sequence-specific DNA binding.
GUCUCCUCCCUUCCUGUUGUUAGCGCUUAAUGCUAACUGUCACCACAGCCCACAACCCCCGAAACCCUGAAAAUAAACGGUUUGCAUGCAAACACACAAACACUGCGUGGAUGUACGGACGCGGCGACGUCAGCUGAAGCAAACGUCGUGAUAUCUUAUGCACCAUGAAUGAGGGAUCAUCCUGUAAAUGUUGGGGUCGAGCUGUCCCCUGUUACUGUGGAACCACAUCUGAUCCAUUACAUAAGUCUGCUCAUGAACACAACAGUCCUCCCAGGAAUGUCCCCUGCAUUGAUCAAAACCAACACAAAUAUGACGAUGCUGCUCUUUGCAGGAGUGGAAAGGACUCUGCUCGUAAUCCUGUGCACAGAGAUCAGAGCACAACUGAAACUAAUUGUGAAAUAGUUUCACUAAGAAGAGAUUCUGACGAUAAAAAGACUGGAGAGUCUGCAGUUGACAUGAUAGAAGUCACAGUUUGGUCUGGUGACGAGGAGGAGUCCACUGCAGCAGAAAACCCCCAGACGAUUGUUAGAGACGAGAAAAAGCAUUUCAGUCAAAUUUGCAAAAAACUAUUAAAAACUCGAAAUCAUCGGUGUCAAAACACAAAGAAACAUCACAGAGGAGUCAAACCGUACAAAUGUUUCUACUGUCAGAAACGGUUCACCUGCCAAACCACUCUGGUCAUUCAUCUGCGGAGCCACUCUAGAGGGAAGUCAUUCUUCUGCCCUGUGUGUGGUUUGAAGUUUUCUCUGAUGAGACACAUCAAGUCUCAUUUGAAAACACAUGCGGAAUAUACCAUGGUCAUGUCAAAGGAGCAAGAGCAAGCAGAGACAGUUGUUAGUUUGGUCCUCUCAGAUGAAGAGUGCGAAUGGGAUCCAGGCAACUCUGCCUCACAAAGCAAACCUGGGAUUUACCGUUCUGUGAACACAGCACCCUGGAGUCGUCAGAAGGACCUGGAGGCCAAGGAGCUCUUAAAGUGCCCAGAAUGUAGCAAGGAGUUCCAAAGCUCAAACGCCAGAGACCACCACCUUAAACAGAAACAUGGCAAACACCCAUUUCACAAGUGCUACCACUGUGGACAGACGUAUAGAACCCACCGAAGCUUGACAGUUCACCAGAGGAUAUACCAUCCACAGCCUACAGUGACUGUGAAAUAUGAAGAAGAGCACAGAGCUCCAAAGACAUAUGUGGGUUCAACAUGUGGAAAGCAGUUCCCUGCCAACGCUUCACUGAAAAAGCACCUGUGUGGAAAAGGUUUCACACAGAUUGGAAACCUGAAGACGCACCAGAAGGUUCAUAAAGGGGAAUUUAACAAGAUGCUAGAGUCACAGAACAGUUCCCCUCAACCUGAAGAGUCAUCGAUGGAAAUCUACGUAUGUCAUUUGUGUUGGACUCAAUUUUCAGAUGAACAGCAUUUAGAGGAACAUUUAAAACAAGUCCACAAAUCAAAGAAGCCUUCUUCCUGCACACAGUGUGACAAGACGUUUGUGCACAUCCAGAAAUUGAAAGAACAUGAGGCUGCACACAAGGGUUUGAAGCCGCACCAGUGUCCCCAGUGUGAUAAAGGUUUCCAGACCUUAAAGGCACUAGAGAACCACAAGCAGGAUCACACAGAAGAGAAACCAUUCCAGUGCAUUAUAUGUGGUAAAAGGUUCAAACGGAGACCUACUCUGAGAGCUCAUUAUGCGAUGCAUUCUGGAGAAAAGCCCCAUCUGUGCUUUCUCUGUGGUAAAUGCUACGCCCGGGCUGAAGAUUUCAAAGUGCACCUCAGAGUUCACUCAGGAGAGAAACCUUACCAGUGUGAGGAGUGUGGGAAGAGUUUCUACUACAGGCAGGGCUUCAGCACACACAAGCAAAGUCAUAAUGCCAAACCCACGAGACCUGCUCUGCAGCUCGGCAGACCCAGAAAGUCAAACAGGCCCCAGAAGAUCUCGCAAAGCCCUCUGUCUGAUUCAGAUGGAGAGGACCCGACCUGGAAGCCUCCUGACCAGGGAAACAGGCGUCAUCAUCAGCUCAAGGACCAAGACAAUUCCACUGUAGAGGACGACAACCAGACAUCCACAUGGAAAUUUGGUCAUCAUAAAUCGAUGAGUUUGUGGGACCAAAACCCAAAUGCCUCUGACGUGGGGACAGCGGAGGCCCAGGAGGACGGAGAGAGCGUUGGUUACAGUGCCCUCUUCAGGGACACGGUAGAUCAGGAGCACUUUGAGGAGAGCUGUGCAGCAGAGCAAUGCUCCUGGACUGAGUCUGACACGUCUUCUUCACCGCCACCAUCAGAGGUCAGUGUCAGAUUGAAGAGGAAGAGGACUGCACAGGUCACUCUGAAAAAAGAGACACCUGAAGCACAGGGCCACAUCCCCAGCCUCAUACGUGAAGAAAAAACUCAAAUAAAGCCCAAAUCUGAGGAUGAAGAGACCUCCCUGAAACAGCCUCAGACAAAGCUGUCUGUGGCACCAAGCAGACCGAAGAAGAAAUACGAGUGUCCGACCUGUGGAAGAGUCUUCUCUGUCAACACUGGUCUACGACGGCACCUUGUGAUUCACACGGGGAAAAGACCGUACAAGUGCUUCAUAUGUGGAAGAGGAUUCACCCAGAGUGGAAACCUGAAAACACACAUGAAAGUCCACAAAGGAGAGCUGCCAAACUGGACAUUACUUCAAGAGACGCGUCCCCCUGAUGAACCCCCUGUGACUGUGCAUGUGUGUGGAGAGUGUGGAAUGGACUUCCCACAGAAAGAACAGCUGGACGAACACAAAGAGAGCCACAAAAAGCCUUACGCGUGUCUCGAGUGCGACAAGACAUUCAAAAGCGAAUAUUAUUUUAAAAUACAUCAGCGCAUUCACUCUGGGGAUUCACCAUAUAUCUGUUCAGAGUGUGGAAAGAGCUUCGUCACGGGAAAUGCACUGAAAAAACACGAGCUAACGCAUACCGGAGAGAGGAAUUUCCACUGUAAUCAGUGUGGGAAGGCAUUUUCACAAUCCUCCCACCUCAAGGUGCACCUGAAAACUCACACAGGAGAGCGUCCUCACCUCUGCUCCAUCUGUGGUAAAAGCUACUCCCGAGCAUUUACCCUGAAGGUUCACCUGCGAGUUCACACGGGAGAAAACCCCUACACCUGCGAGAAAUGUGGCAAGCGUUUCUAUUACACUCAAGGUUAUCAGCAGCACCUGAAGGUUCACAACAAGAAGCCAAAACCGCCAAGUAAACCUCUGGGGAGACCAAAACAGUAGCGGAUUGUGGCAAAUAAUAAACAAUGUCAGUAAUCUGAGUGGACAUACAUGGGAAAAGUAAACAUAUUACUGGUUAUACUUUAGAAAAUUCACAUUAGUGAUGUUACUGGUUAAAACAUGGUAUUACUCAUAUAUUACUACAGUCUGUGGCGUAUGCUACCUGUCAAAUUAUACAGUUAAAGCAAAUAAAUAUAUUGUGAGUCA